GGGGUAUUCUAGUAGAGAGGUGGAGGGGGACAUUCAAUUAAAAAAAUACGAUCAAAUUUCAACCUUUCAGAGAAGAAGAAAAUCCGUAAAAAAUAUUUUUAGAAAAUCAAAAACUUUUUUAAAAAAUAAAAAAAUUUCUUCAAAAAUAAUUUUUGAACUUAAAUCUUUGACCCCUCUAAAUAAAUAAAAGAAAAUCAAUUUUCUAUUUUUUUUCUCCCCUUCACAUUUUUAUUUACCAACACUACAUAUUUAUAUUUACUCUUUCCCCAAUCAUUAAAAUUUUUAAAAAUAAAAUGAAAUUCAGCACUAUUUUAGCUAAAGAGCAACAUUAUCGUCUUAUAGUGGUAGGAGGAGGUACAGGUGGUUGCGCGAUAGCAUCAAAAAUUUCUCGUUUAUUACCUCCAAAACAACACCAAAUUGCAAUUAUAGAGCCUAAUAUGAAGCAUUUUUAUCAACCCGGAUUAACUUUACUCGCUGCUGGAUUAAUGAAACCUUCUCAAUUAAUAAGAAAUGAAUAUAAAUUAAUCCCGGAGGGAGUGGAUUGGGUUAAAAAUGCAGUUAGAUCGUUCUCUCCAGCAGAGAAUCGUUUAACAUUAAAUGAAGGAGAUAUGCAGUUAACUUAUGAUUAUAUGGUGAUAGCGACUGGAUUAGAGUUGAGAUAUGACUUGAUCGAGGGAUUACCUCAUGGACAAAAAUCAGUAUUAGAAGCACCAGGCAUUUGUUCAAUUUAUUUUCCCGAUGGAGCAAUAAAAACACUGGCAGAAAUAAAAACAUUUUCAAAAGGACAAAAUGCAAUAUUCAGUUUUCCAAAUACCCCAAUAAAGUGUGGAGGGGCACCACAAAAAAUUUGUUAUUUGGCAGAAGAUAUAUUUAGAGAAAGAGGAGUUCGGGAAGGUAGUAGAGUGAUUUACUGCACUUCUUUGGGAGCAGUUUUUGGUGUUCCAAAAUAUUCAAAUGCUCUAAUGUCAGUUAUAAAAGAUAGAGGGAUAGAAUUGUUUACACGCUUAAACCUGGCUAAAGUAGAAGUAGAUAAAAGGAUUGCUACAUUUCAAACAUUAGACGAGAAUGGACAAGUAAUUAAAGGGAAGGAUGUAGAAUUUAAGUAUAAUCUCUUACAUAUUGGAGCUCCCUGUUCACCCGUUAGUGAAUUACGGAACCAUGCCCAACAAAAAGAAAAUAAUUUGACAGAUGCACAAGGAUUUGUUAAAGUUGAUCCAAAAACCCUACAAUCACCCACAUAUAAAAACAUCUUUGCAAUUGGGGACUGUGCAAAUACUCCAAAUGCAAAGACAGCGGCUGCCGUAUCAAGCCAAUUAAAAACACUUUUCCCAAAUUUACUCUCAGCGAUGGAAGGAAAUAAUUUAACAAAAUUUUAUGAUGGAUAUUCUUCCUGUCCUUUACUAGUAGACAGAAAACGUGUUAUUUUGGCAGAGUUUACACCUAAUGGUCCUCUUGAAACAUUUCCUUUUGAUCAGAGCAAACCAAGAAGAAUUUCCUAUCUGAUGAAACGUUAUUUAAUGCCCCCACUUUAUUGGUUAUUACUCGUUCGUGGAUAUUGGCUAGGGCCGGAAAGGCUGAGAAAAUUGUUUCACCCAUUUACUUCUUCCAAAACAACCCAAUAG
Messenger RNA from Meloidogyne enterolobii, 1622 nucleotides. NCBI's taxonomy places the organism in Eukaryota, Metazoa, Nematoda, Chromadorea, Rhabditida, Meloidogynidae. The record is from the annotation of a GenBank genome assembly.